Molecule: messenger RNA, 4278 nt
Organism: Etheostoma cragini (Arkansas darter)
Lineage: Eukaryota; Metazoa; Chordata; Actinopteri; Perciformes; Percidae
Product: protein yippee-like 1
Exons: 5
Coding region: 648-1007 (119 amino acids)
Source: RefSeq, a predicted model, not a curated record
UGUGCGUGAAUUAGUCAAAGCACGCUGCGCAUCACGAAGGUAAUCCGAGGGCUAUAAAUAAGGCCGUAGACGGGACAGCUCGGCCUGUCGCUGAUGUCGGAGAGCUCGAGGUAGAGAGGUUAAAACCCUUCAGAGAGCUGCGAGCUGCUCCAACAUGCACACACUCUGACCCGCCUCGUGUUGGGAUUCUACUCAACCGGACCCACGGAGAUACCCCGCACACCCCACGCUUUAACGCAGAAAGUGCUCGGUUUAUUAACGCAGAGAAGAUCCAACGAGGAGAUUGAUGUGUUUUUUUAGACUUUUUAUUGGCACUCGGCCCGACCUAGACGGACUGCUGCUGAAUUUAUGGGACGGUGAAUGUGUCUUUAUCUUUUUAUGCUUUUUACUAAUACCCCGACUGCAGCUCCAGCAGAGAAAGAGAUUUCCUCACCGGGUUGUUUUGGUUUCCGAGGAGGGAAAGGCGAAGUGUUUUUGGGGUUUGAUUUUCUCCUGUGGUGUCUGUGUGGAGCGUGCCACACACCCACUCCACAACAACGACGGCUUUUGCUUGCAUCUUCCAGUGUUUCUUCUGUCAGCAAGUUCAGCAGAGCUGCAACUCUUCCAGUGCCAGUCCUGACACCAGCGAGGAGCCCUGCCCCAUUGACAUGGUGAAGAUGACCAAGUCAAAGACCUUCCAGGCUUACUUGCCGAGCUGCCACCGCACCUACAGCUGCAUCCACUGCCGGGCACACCUGGCCAACCACGACGAGCUCAUCUCAAAGUCAUUUCAAGGCAGUCAAGGAAGAGCCUAUCUGUUUAAUUCUGUGGUGAAUGUCGGCUGCGGGCCAGCUGAGGAGCGGGUACUCCUCACAGGUUUACAUGCUGUGGCUGACAUCUACUGUGAAAACUGUAAAACCACCCUGGGUUGGAAAUAUGAACACGCAUUUGAGAGCAGUCAAAAGUACAAAGAGGGAAAGUUCAUCAUCGAGCUGGCUCACAUGAUCAAGGACAACGGAUGGGAGUGAUGCUCCUCUUUCCUUUUUCUGACCAUGGAAUGCUCUUUACUAAACUGCGUGGAGCGACGACCAUCGACCACCCUGCCCCCCCUCCCAAACCCCUUAAAAAAAACAACAACUUCUUCCUCCCGCCUCCUUCACGUGCACACCCACCCACCUGGUCAUCGUGAAACAGAACAGAACAAAUGACAUACAAAAAAAAAAGAAAGACGACGAGGAAGCGGAGCAACUGUUGAAAAAUCACGUCACAGGAGUCCUGUCGUUACUUUAAAGAUUGUGAGUUCUCCUUCACAUCGCCGGAGCUUUUUGGGCUUGACCCCCGCCCUCUCACUCUCACCUCACUCCCCACCACCAAACCACGCUUAACAAGUGAUGUGGUUAUAUGGCGACCACUAUGCGAAAGGAGAGAGACUUCACUGAGGCGACAAGGCUUUGGUUUUCUUUAUUUUGCCCACCAAGCGAGACAUACAAUGAUUAUUUUUUAAGGUUAUUUGCUAUAGUUUUAGUAAGGUAAGGUUUUGGUUUGAUGGCAUAUGGAUGUUACUGGUUAGCAUUUUAUUUCCCUGUCAAGUAUGUCAUGUUUUUUUAUUUAAAUCUUUUUUGGGCUUGUUGUAUCUCUGCCUAUAGCUGAGCAUGCUUUUCUUUGCUAAUGUCCAAAUGAGCAAUCAGGGACUGGUGAGGAGCGGAGGGGAAAGGGAGUUUAUUGUAGUUAAAAAUAUGUAGCAGCAUCUUGCUUUUAAAAAAAAAAAGUUGCAAAGGAUGGGAUUGUAGUAGUGUGGGAUUUUACUCCUGAUAUUUCUUUUUUUUUAAAUCUUUUUUUCUUUCUUGUGACUUUUCUUCAUUACCCCCAACCCCCCUUCCCUCCCUGGUACUUUUCAGGACCCAAAAAGCAUUGAAAGCAGCACCUACAAUUUGUUUGACAUAAAUGGAUAUAUAUACAUUUAUAUAAAUAUUUAGAUAUAUAAAUAUGUUUAGUGUUUGGCUAAGUGCGAUAGUGGCUGGUCCCAUUUUGCAGCGAGUGAAAACAACUUGAAAAGGAGCAGAAAUAGUUUCUAGUUUGGGGAACCUGACAUCAGGGGCCACAUGUCAUAAAGCAUUAGGGCAGACUGUAAUAUUCCAUUGUCUAGUGAUGGCACACUAAGAGACACAACCACAUAAUAAUAUAUGUACACACAUACUAUGAUUACAAAUCCAUAAAUACUAUGAAAUUGUUCGUAGUACGUAAAUAUUGAAAAAUGGAUUCUAAAUAUAUAUUAACUGUCAUGCACAUGUAUAUAUGCAUAUGACUGUGUGUGUAUAUAUACAUUGUGUGUGUGUUCACGCAUUACUCCGUGACAUAACUUGAACAAUGUUACUUUGUUUGCACUUUGCAGAGGCCUUUGGUUCAUUUCAGUUUAGAGGCAAAAAGUUUCAAUUUCAUCUGUUUAAAAAAAAAAACUAAAAUAAACAUGGCCUUCUUACAGAUGAAUGACAGAAUGUUGGAGACGGACAUUUUUUUUGUUGACCUGGACGGUUAAGGGGUUUGUUCAUCGUCUCUAUUAGAAUCUUCUAGAUGAUCUGGUUUUAUUCAAAUUAUUUAGCAAAACUCUGCUUUUCCUCUCAAUUCUUUGCUUGAGAAAAGUGUAGUUUCCGAUUCUUUGCUGCUAUUGUCUUGCCAUAUCCUUCCCGCUCUUGUAGGUCUUUUGCACUUUACAUGCUUAUCCGUCUCUCUCUCUCAAAGCGUAUGAAUUGUCUCUUUGUAAUUUGCCUCUAAGCCACAUGAAUCUUGUGCCUCUUCAAAACAUAAACAGCCUCCCCUCAUAUUUUGUGUUGUGCAGCGCAUAACUCCAAAAACCUUUUGUGUGAACUGAUGCCUGUCUUCCCCUUCUUCUGGUUCAAAAUGGCCCUCAAAAUUAACUUUCUCUACCAAAAUCCUCAUAGAGCUCUUCCCUUUUUUCUUUUCUUUUUUUUCGGACAACAGAGAUUUGGUAUACAUACAAACUUAUAUUUUCUACGUUAAGAUUUAGAGGUGCAAAAAUGGAUAGACAUUCAGUAUAUUUCUCACCGUUAAGCAUAGAGGAGGAGGUUUAGAACAUGUGGGAUAGAGAUUUAAAAAUAAACAGUGAUUGAUUACUUUGCCGGCAAGGUCAGUCAGAUCACACAACUUUUUAUCCUAAAAACGAUGACAAUGCAAACCCUUAAUAGUUAGCAGUGGUAACUACUUGAAAAUAUAAAGACAUAAACAGCUGAGAUGUUGGCCCGUGUUACAGUUUUUGUACAUAAAGUUACAUAUUUAAGGUUUUUAUACGUAUUUCUACUGGGUUAGUUAUUUUACUUCCCCAACUUGAAGCACUUUUGUUCACUGUGUGUUUGUGGGUGUGGGCGUGGGCGUGGGCGCAUUAGCCAACCUGCAUGCCUGCACUCAAAAGUGAAUGUGUAGUUUCUUUUCCUCUUUAUUUCUCUUUUGUUUUUCCUCUUUCUUUUGGUUUGGAAGUGUUAUUAUUUGUCCUGUUGUUGUUUUUUCCGUUCGCAGCUGUUUGGUUUCUCUCCCGGUGAUCUGUGAGGUCAACAGCCAGGUUAGUUUGUUUGAAAGUGAUUUACCCCUGUUUUGUUGGUUUUCUGUUAGCUUGUUCAUUUAGCUUGUGCGGUGGGAGCCCGUUAGAGGGCUGAUGUUUCGGUAUCUGCUGAGCCAUGUAGACAACGAGGGCGAGCUGGAAUCUCCCACCAUGUCGCAGGGAGAGCCUUUAUCAAGACCCUUUCGCCACCACAGUCAGCGUACAGAGGGAUGGAACGCACCCUCUGGCAGCCAUAUUGGAGGUCCUUCUCCUUUGGCAACGCUGGCUGUGAAUAUCUGAUUGUAUUUCUUGAGACCGUAUUCAUUGUUGUGCUGGUUUUAACUAAAAAUGGAACAGUUUCUUCCCUGAUCUGUUUGAUUUAUUUUUUGACAAUGCUACCUAAGCUUGGCCACUACAUCCCAGUUCUGGGGCUGCACCCUUUGAAGUUUGCAUUUUAAAUCUCUUAACAGGUCAAACAAGGUCUGGUCUAUUUUAAACACUCCUUCAAAUGCAGCAUUCUGUGUCCCACAAAAUCCAGCACAAACGUUGUUUAGGAGCACCUCCUUUGACUGACACCCAGAGAUUCAACUGCACAACUGGCUGCAGUGAGGCAGGCGUGUACUCCAGGGGUGUGUCAGUACACCGAGACAUCAGUGUUGGGUGUGGUUACAUGUGAAACAGAGCGUAUUUUGGACUACAACCAUUGGUGCUGGGUGUGAAACUUUCCACCAGAGAGGGCAUUGAAA